AUGCAGUCAGAAAUUGGGCGACUCGCCUUGAUCAUCUCUCGUGCGACCUUCAUACUUGAUGCAUCAGAGUCUGGAUACAAUACCACUGAACAUACCUUCGAGGCCAAAUCCACACCGACCACUCCUCCCUCGACAGAAGAGGAAGUCAAAGCAAAGCAUGACGCCAUUAACGCGUGUAUGGAACUGCUGGAUCGAUUGCAAGGGCCGUUAGCAGGCCUGCUACCUUUGUGGAAUGGCGCGGCUAUACAGGCUAUUUCGCGAUAUCGCAUCGCCAACCAUGUCCCGCUGAACGGGGAGAUCUCCUAUCAAGAUCUCUCUCAGGCUUCAGGCGUCCACGUCCAUGAUCUCAAGCAGUAUAUUCGAUUCGUGAUCGCCUAUCACCGAGUCUUUUGUGAGGAGCGCAAGGGCUACGUCUCUCACUCCGCUGCGUCGCGCUCCCUCGUCGAAAGCUCAAUUGCCGCCGCUGGUGUGGCGCAAAUCGGGGAGUGGUACGACUGUUUUUCGAAAACUGUCGACGCGAUGGAUCAGUUCCCGGGACAUAAGCCCGACGAGUCGGGGUACGCCCUUACCCAUAACAACCAGGGUAUCUUCGACUACCUCAGCACGCGACCGGACAAAGGGCGACAAUUCGCCCAAGCCAUGGAAUUUUUCUCCGUCGGCGUCCCUGAAGCAUCGCCCAAAUACUUCGUCGACCGGUAUCCCUGGUCCGAUCUCCCCGCGGGAGCCACGGUGGUCGACAUCGGCGGCAGCAACGGCCACGUCGGACGCUUGAUCGCGCAGGCAAACCCGCGCAUCAACGUGGUGGUUCAGGAUCUGCCCUUCGCGGCGAAGGAUUUCCAGGCGGCGACGCAUGGGGAAGGGGGAGAUCUAGACAACAUUCGCUUUGACGCGCACGACUUCUUCACGCCGCAGACGGUGGCGGCGAACGUUUAUAUCUUCCGCUGGACACUCAUGAAUUGGCCUGACGAGUCGGUUGUGUCCAUCCUGCAGCAGCUGGUUCCUGUUAUGCGUCCGGGUGUUAAGGUGCUGGUCAACGAGAAUCUGUGUCCAGAAAGUGGCUCGCUGUCCUUGGCUGCAGAACGGUACAUUCGGUGGAUGGAUAUGCUGAUGCUGGGAGUGUACAAGUCCCGUCUCAGGGAUGAAGACGAGUGGGCCUCGUUGUUUAAACAGGCCGACAAGAGAUUUUCCUCCGUUCGGUCCUCGACGGUACCGGGUUCAGCGUUGGGGAUUGUGGAGGCAACAUGGGAGGGAGGACCGGAAUAA
This is a messenger RNA of Aspergillus melleus, 1263 nucleotides long. RefSeq lists its product as uncharacterized. The coding region runs from base 1 to 1263 and encodes 420 amino acids. The transcript has 4 exons. NCBI's taxonomy places the organism in Eukaryota, Fungi, Ascomycota, Eurotiomycetes, Eurotiales, Aspergillaceae. The record is from RefSeq and is a predicted model, not a curated record. Gene Ontology annotation, molecular function: O-methyltransferase activity.